AUGCUGACGCAGUCUGACGAAUACACUGGUGGUGAUGUUCUGCGUGUUGGUAAUGGCGCAGAAUUGACAGCUCAAGACACAACUACACCGGUACCACCGGCUUUGCCUUGGGCAGCUGGCCCGGUUGUAUCACACCAGCCUUCCACGGUCGUCAUCGACUCAGGUUUUCAAAGGCCGCCGAGUCCAAUACCCUUGGCACAGGAAGCAACCCCCUUGGCUUUUGAAGCGCCUGUUAAGGCCGUGGCUCGCAGAAAGCGGGCUGCAGGGCUGAGCCUCAAGAUCGAGGGUUUUUCAUCAUCAAAGACGGAUGUUUCCCUCUUUCAUUACUCCGCUGCUAACUCACGUGUAUACUUACUAGUAUACGUCGAUGAUAUUAUUAUGAUGGGCAAUGAUCCAUCACUCAUCACUUCUCUGCUGCAUCGCCUUUCGUCGACGUUCAAGAUCCGAGAUCUUGGAACACCCGGGUUCUUCCUUGGAAUUGAAACUGUCAAGACUGACAUUGGUCUCAUGCUGUCCCAACGCAGGUACAUGAAAGACAUUCUGAGUCGAGCUGGUAUGACUGAAUGUAAACCACUAACCACUCCGGCUGCAGUUACUCCACCUGUCUCGUCUACUGCUGAACUACAUGACAACCCAACUCAAUAUCGUCAUGUGGUUGGAGCUUUGCAAUACUUAACUAUCACACGGCCAGACUUAUCAUAUGCUGUGAACCGGCUAUGUCAAUUUAUGCACACGCCAACAGCUGAUCAUUGGGGGUUGGUUAAGAGGGUACUACAGUAUAUCAAGGGUACUCUUGACUACGUCUUGCAGCUCACGGUCUCCGAGACUUCUGCUCUACAUGCAUACUCCGACUCGGAUUGGGCAAGUUGUCCGCUCGACAGGAAGAGCAUUGGUGGCUACGUGGUGUUUUUAGGUUCCAAUCUGAUCUCAUGGCUCUCCAGGAAGCAGCGCACAGUGGCCCGUUCUUCGACUGAAGCUGAGUACAAGGCCCUCGCUGAUGUGGCAGCCGAGGUUGCUUCUAUUGUGUCGUUACUCCGGGAGCUGGGACUACACACUGGUGUUCCGCCGACGCUCUGGUGUGAUAAUCUAGGAGCAACCUACACGUGUGCGAAUCCAGUUUUUCACGCUAGGACGAAACAUGCGGAGAUAGAUUUUCAUUUCGUCCGCGACAAGUGUGAAGGGGAAAAGCCUAAGUCUGAUAGCAUCUUGAGUGACUCCAUUCAUCUUGAAGGUGCUACAAAGUCGUAG
Molecule: messenger RNA, 1248 nt
Organism: Ipomoea nil (Japanese morning glory)
Lineage: Eukaryota; Viridiplantae; Streptophyta; Magnoliopsida; Solanales; Convolvulaceae
Exons: 4
Coding region: 1-1248 (415 amino acids)
Source: RefSeq, a predicted model, not a curated record